Molecule: messenger RNA, 1292 nt
Organism: Durusdinium trenchii
Lineage: Eukaryota; Dinophyceae; Suessiales; Symbiodiniaceae
Source: the annotation of a GenBank genome assembly
UUGCUCUUUGGCGAAUUCACGCAUUCAAGACUGGCCAUAAAAAUCACGAAAUCCUCUAAACUGUCGAAACCUGGUUCUUCAACUUGACCUUUCGAUCCCCAGGUUUGAGGUCACUUAGGCCUGGAAUAAAGAUAGGCCAAUGGGAUAGGCCAGUGAACAAAACCUGGAGCAAGAGGGCUAAGAGAUGCUAAGAGGGAUCCUGGACCAGAGGGAUUCUUGGUUCCGCACCUCAGCCUUUGGGCUCUUGCGUUGUGCUCUUCGGGGAGAGAAGACGCGCCGACCUUGCAGAAGAGAAGACGCGCAUCCGACUGGUGAGAACGCAUCCAACUCGCAAAGCAACGAGAGAUGUCGACCGCCCUUUUGGAGGAAGAUGAGUUCGCGGGCAGAGACUCCAUGGGAUUACGAGUGGUCUCAGAGAAGACUGAAACUGAAGAGCAGGCCUUCAAGAAGUACCUGAAGCUUUUGUUUGUUUUUGUACCAAUCCUUGGUCUUUCAUUGGCUAUUGCCACCUAUGUGACUGCCAAGUAUGUGGGCGGCGAGACCAUCAUGCAGGUCAAGUUCCACUUCCUCCGCCAGUACCAGCUGGGCUAUGUCUUCCUAGCUGCCUGGCUCAUCGGUCUGGCCCGUGCUGCUGUGGCUCUUUUGGCCAACUCCGCACGCGCGGCAGCGAGACUGGAUCGCCCGGACCAGCAUGUCUACAAAAUCAUGGAUGCUUCAGGAUCUCUGAAGAGUGCGCCUUAUGUGCUCAUGGCCACCACCGGGGCCGUGGGACGCUUCAAUCGGACGCAGCGAGCGGCCUACAACAUGGACGAAUCUUUGCCCUGCUUUCUGGUGAACACUCUUCUGGCGAGCAGUGUCUUUGGACCCGUGACUCUCUUGCCCUUGCUCCUCUACUGCUAUGGACGCUUGAGCUUCACAGUGAAGUACAAGAAGUCCCUGAAAGAACGUGGAGCAGGCUUUUUGCCUUCCAUGAUCGGAGAGAAAUGGAUUGAAGGCUUGGUCCUUCUAUCGGCCAUCAAGAGUCUCACAGGUCUAUGAGUCUCACAGGUCUAAAGAUCCCCGGCCUGGAUCGACUGGCUAAAGAUCCCCACAAGAAGAGAUGGCGGGCCCGGCAUUUGGCAGGGUUUCGAUUAGGAAGUCUGAGAGGGACAGAAAUGUGCUGCAUCGACAGGAUCAGCCGCUUUACACGCACUUUUGGGUGAUCGAUUGGCUCAAAGAGCCCAAUUUUAAGGCAUUUUCUUGCGGAUGGGCUCAGUUUUGUGUGCAGGAAAUGCUGACUCUGCAGAAGAAUG